This is a messenger RNA of Symbiodinium necroappetens, 1866 nucleotides long. The record is from the annotation of a GenBank genome assembly. NCBI's taxonomy places the organism in Eukaryota, Dinophyceae, Suessiales, Symbiodiniaceae.
AUGCCCGAGUUUAUCUGCGCGGCGCCUCCGCCCGAUGCCCUGUUGGCGGUUACACAGGCGUUGGCGUGGAACCAGGUUGAUCACGCGCCUCACACAGAUUCGAAUCUGAGUGUUGCCCUCGUCUGGGUUGACGACAGCGUGGACGUUAUCCGUACGCGGCAACAAUAUCCGCUUGCCUUACUAUUGUGUGAUGCCCGGCAGAGCUGUGCCAGCAAUGCAGAUUUCGCGUUACAGCCGACACUGGAUCGCGGCAAUCAACGUCUGUUUAUUGAAAAGCUUCUGCACCACGCGCUGAAGUUCUGGCGCAGCAAUCUGAAAGUUUCAGAACUUGGACGAGAUGUAGGGUUGCGACGACAGCGUAUGCAUCAGCUGAGUCAGAUUUCCCUUGCCCUUACAGAACAGAUUUCCGAGCAGGAACUCCUGCAGACAUUGCUGACCGAAGCCCGCAAAAUUGCUCAUUGUGAAGGAGGCUCUCUGUUCCUGAUAGAGCCUGAUUCAGACCAGCAGGCCUCGCUGGUUUUCAAACUAGCGCAAAAUGAUGUUGUGGAUUUUCCCUUCGUCGAGUCGCGCCUGCCAUUAACGGCCACCUCAAUUGCCGGCUACGUAGCAAGCACCGGUCAAGAGCUGAAUAUCCGCGACGUUUACAGUCUCAAUAGCGAUGUACCGUAUCAGUUCAAUCGAUCCUUUGAUGAACAGAUGGGGUAUCGCACACGCUCCAUGCUGGUCAUUCCCAUGCGCAACCAUCGUGAACGGGUGGUGGGUGUGCUGCAGUUUAUUAACCGUACGGAUGUGGCCACCGGCGAGGCUCUGGCCUUUGAUGCUGAAAUUACCGAGAUGCUGCGAGCGAUUGCCAGCCAGGCAGCGGUAUCGAUUCAGAAAAAUACGCUGCUUAAAGAUAUUAAUGAGUUGUUUGAAAGUUUUGUUCAAGCCAGUGUUAAAACGAUUGAACAACGUGACCCGGCUACCAGCGGGCAUUCAUUUCGCGUGGCUGAGACCACCGUUGCUUUGUUACAAGCCCUGCCUAAAUCGGGUGUUGCCGAGUAUUCGAAGCUGAAUCUGACGCCGGAGCAUAUACAGGAAGUUCGAUAUGCUGCCUUGUUGCACGAUUUUGGCAAGAUAGGCGUGCCGGAAGCGGUUCUGGUCAAAGCCAAAAAAUUGACUGACGAACGACUUGAGGUGAUCCGCUAUCGCUUUGAGCUGCAGAAAGAGCGGUUACGCCGCAAGGCGCUGGAGCAGGAGCUAGACCUGCUGCACCAUGGGCGUGUGGAUCACGAUGUAGCUCGCCGCAGAGUUCAUCGUCAGUUGGAAAAACAGCUAUUAAUACUCGAUCAGUAUUAUGAGUGGGUGGUUAAUGCCAACGAUCCUAAUGUGGUGGAUCAAGGCGAAUUUGGCCAUCUUGCUGAGAUAAGAAACUAUGCCUUCCGAGAACUUGAUGGCGAAGUUGCUGGCGUUAUCAAUGAAGCCGAUGUGCUGGCACUGUCUGUGCGCAAAGGCAGUCUGACUCCGCAGGAACGCCGCGCGAUUCAAGACCAUGUUGUAUUUACCAAAGACUUUCUGCAAACCCUGCCAUGGCCCCCAGAGCUGGCGAAUGUGCCGGAUAUUGCUGGCGCGCAUCAUGAACGUAUUGAUGGCAGUGGUUAUCCUAUGGGGCUCGUAGGAGAGCAGAUACCUCUGGCAAGUCGGGUAAUGGCGGUGUGUGACGUGUAUGACGCGCUGACCGCUAUGGAUCGUCCCUACAAAGCGGCAAUGUCCCAAGCCACAGCGUUUUCUAUUUUAGAACAGGAAGCCAAACGUGGUUUGCUGGAUGCCAAAAUGGUGGAGAUCUUUAUUCUUAGCGGAACCUCAGAAAUCGCGCAGGCGGUUUAA